This is a messenger RNA of Abrus precatorius (Indian licorice), 2135 nucleotides long. RefSeq names its product eukaryotic translation initiation factor 2A. Gene Ontology annotation, cellular component: cytosolic small ribosomal subunit. Gene Ontology annotation, biological process: translational initiation. Lineage: Eukaryota; Viridiplantae; Streptophyta; Magnoliopsida; Fabales; Fabaceae. Gene Ontology annotation, molecular function: protein binding; translation initiation factor activity; ribosome binding. The transcript is spliced from 13 exons. The record is from RefSeq and is a predicted model, not a curated record. The coding region runs from base 181 to 1740 and encodes 519 amino acids.
AAAGCGGAAGUGAACUUCAGUUCCAGUCUGAGUUGCGAUCGGCCAAGCUGAGAGUUGCAGUUGCAGUGACAGAAUCGAAGCUUGGGGUCUGCCCUCCGUGGAGACACUAACAAAACCUUUUUGAUUCAUUUUUUUUUCUCCAUUGUUUCACUGAACUUAAAGGCAUAAAAACACACUCUAAUGGCAUCAAAUAACCAAUCACCCUCUCUGGAGAUAUUAGUUCGAGGACCAGAAGAUUGCUCCCUCUGGACUGGGCCUCCCUUUGCCAAUGGUCAACCUGGCGUCAAACUUGAAAAAGUUAAUUGCGUGAAUGCGAAAUUCAGCGACGAUGGAUCGAAACUCAUGGUGACGAAAUCUAACUCUGUGAUUACUAUAUACCAAUGCGACACUGCUAAAGAGAUUAGGUCUUUUCAAGUACCCAAUGUUCUGGCUGCUAUCUUAUCUCCCUCUGCAACCUAUUUGCAAACCUUUCAAAAACCUUCAGCGCCACAGGAAAAGAACGUCAAGCUUUGGAAAAUCGAGACCGGUGAUUCUGUUUACCAACAUGCUCAAAAGAACAUCACCAAAACCAAUUGGCCUGCGAUUCAGUUCAGCUCCGAUGAAACUACUGCGUGCCGGUUGGCAACGAAUGAGGUGCAGUUUUUUGACACUCGGGAUUUCUCUAAAGGAGUUGUUUAUCGGUUGAGAGUUCCGGGAGUUGCUGCUGUUGAGCUUUCUAGUACACCUGGGUCUCAUGUGGCUGCAUUUGUUCCAGAAUCCAAGGGGGUUCCUGCCAGUGUACAGCUAUUUGCUUGUGGAAAUGUGUCUCAAAGUCAACCUAUUGCUCGGCGUAGUUUUUUCCGAUGUUCAACCACCCAACUUAAAUGGAAUCGUGGUUCAACUGGGCUUCUAGUGGUGGUGCAAUCAGAUGUUGACAAAACUAAUCAGAGUUACUAUGGAGAAUCAAAGUUAUGCUAUCUAACUACAGAUGGGAUGCAUGAAGGACUUGUGCCUCUUCGGAAAGAUGGGCCUAUUCAUGAUGCUCAGUGGUCUUAUUCUGGCUUGGAAUUUGCUGUUGUAUAUGGUUUUAUGCCUGCUAAAGCAACUGUGUUUGACAAGAAGUGCAAUCCUCUACUGGAGCUUGGAACUGGUCCUUACAACACUAUUCGGUGGAACCCAAAAGGGAAAUUUUUAUGUUUGGCUGGCUUUGGUAACUUGCCUGGCGAUAUGGUAUUCUGGGAUUACGCAGAUAAGAAACAACUUGGAACCACCAAGGCAGAAUGGUCUGUGACUAGUGAAUGGUCUCCUGAUGGGUGCUAUUUCAUGACAGCUACCACUGCCCCAAGACUUCAAGUUGACAAUGGGAUCAAGAUUUUUCACUACAAUGGGUCAUUGUUCUUCAAGAAGAUGUUUGACAAGUUGUACCAGGCCGAUUGGAAACCAGAGUCACCUAGUAAGUUUGGUGAUAUUGCUGAAUUAAUUCAGUCUCUCCAUUUGGUACAACUUGAAGAUAAAAAACCAUCAGUUGCAGGGCAAGGACCAAAGUCAACCCAGGCUUCCAUAAAAGCCUCUUCUGCCAACCCCCCUACACAAAAACCUGCUGCAUAUCGUCCACCGCAUGCUAAGAGUGCAGCUGCUGUUCAGGCAGAGUUGUUUGGAGAGAGUCCUGCAGAAUCAAUGAGCAAGAAUGCAUUACGAAACAAGAAAAAGAGGGAGAAACAAAAGGAGAAAAAGGCUGCUUCUGAUGCCAGUUCUUCGUGAUUUACUCAGUACUCCCUGACGCAUUCUAAAUUGCUUUCUACUACUGCAAUAACACCUUAAAAUUCGAGGCGUCAGUUUUCAUUGUAAUAGAUUUAAUUGUAUCACGUCCGUAGCCGCAAACUUUAGGCAGUUUUGGUUUGUUCAGAUUAUGAGGCGAUUGAUGCCGUGUUGUAGGUUUGUGCUUUUUUUUAGUUUCCGGUUGGGAUAUAAAAGGGGAGAGUAGAAGGUAAAUCUCCUUUUGCCCACCUAUUAGAAGUAUUUAUUGGAAGAGAAGCGAAAUUAUAAGCACAGGGGCGUGCGCACGCACUCACCAGUAAAAAUAAACGUAAGCUCAAAAGUAUAUCCAACAAAGAAACAUUUUUUUCUUUUUUAAUAAAAUACCACAUGCAUAAACC